AUGCUGUUUUGGCACAACCAGCCGGAGCACCUGUGGCCCAGUCCUGGGGAGGUGUACCCGGGGACUCAUGGCAGCCUGCUCAGGGAGCCCCUGCCCUUGCCCUACUUGAAGCAGGAAGAGCUGCCCAGCAUCCCCGGUGCAGAGCCACCGUGCCCUGUGUUCCAGUAUGUGCUCCGUGCAGCCACCUCACCGGCCAUGAAGCAGCAGGAGGAGACCCUCACCUACCUGAACCAGGGCCAGUCUUAUGAGGUGCGGAUGUUCUUCAACCCCAAGCUGGGCGAUGCUGCUCAGUGCCCCCAGCUGCUAAAGAGUGUGGUGCGUGUGGUAUUCCAUGAUCGGCGACUGCAGUACACGGAGCAGCAGCAGCUGGACGGGUGGAGGUGGAGCCGGCCUGGGGAUCGCAUCCUGGACAUUGAUGUGCCACUCUCUGUGGGAGUGAUAGAACCCCAAGUGCUGCCCUCGCAGCUCAACACAGUGGAGUUUCACUGGGACCCAAUCAAGAGGACUUCUGUCUUCCUGCAGGUUCACUGCAUCAGCACUGAGUUCACGCCUCGGAAGAAAGGUGGAGAGAAAGGCGUUCCUUUCCGCCUCCAGAUUGACACCUUUAAGCCCAGUGACAAGGGGCUUCUGCCUGAGCACCUGCAUUCAGCUGGCUGCCUCAUUAAGGUGUUCAAGCCCAAAGGAGCUGACCGGAAGCUGAAAACUGACCGGGAGAAGAUCGAGAAGCAGCCCCUGCAUGAGAGAGACAAGUAUCAGACCGCCUGCGAGAGCACGGUCUUCUUGGAGUGUUCACCAUGGCCAGAGCCCACUGCAGGGCCCCACCCAGCUCUCAGCCCUCUGGCGCUGACCUCUCCCAACUCCUCCAAGCUCCUGUCCCCAGAGAGUUCAUGGGUCCACAGUAUUACCUGGACCACCCUCUUAAUGCCUCAGGAUCUGAACCCUGGAGCCUCCAUCUCAGAGACACAGCAGUGGUUGCAUCGGCACCGGUUCUCCAGCUACUGCCGGACGCUGGCCAACUUCACUGGCAUGGAUCUGCUGAAGCUUACUCGUCAGGACCUUAUCCAGAUCUGCGGGGCUGCCGACGGGAUCCGCCUUUUCAAUACUCUUAGAGCCAGGCCCAUCCGUCACCGGCUGACUUUAUAUGUGGCUCAGGAGGCCGCUAGACAAGAGAACAAGGUUCCUAAGAACCCCGACUCAGGUUUUUAUCAAGAGAUCUCUUUGGAUGAACUCAGUGCUGCAGAGCUGGUGGGGAAACUGGCUGAGCUCCUGGCCCUCCCAGCCAGUCAGAUCCAUCGUCUUUUUCACCAGGGCCCUGGGGGCAUCCUCAUUCUCCUCAGUGACCAGGUGGUCCAGAAUCUUAAGGAUGAAUCAUACUUUGUGGCCGUGGUGAAGAAAGCAACUCUGACCAAUCUGCUCAUGGGCUGGUUAUUUAGAUGCUUGCCUUCUACCCCUCUUGCCAUGCCAGAGCUAGUUAGCCUGGCAUAUGGUAAGUACGCAGGAAGGCUAGCAGGUGGACUUGAAGUGGGGUUGGAAGAACACUCAGCUGUGGUAGAUGCGUUGCAGGCUGCUUGA
This is a messenger RNA of Galeopterus variegatus (Sunda flying lemur), 1572 nucleotides long. RefSeq names its product transcription factor CP2-like protein 1. The record is from RefSeq and is a predicted model, not a curated record. Gene Ontology annotation, cellular component: nucleus. The transcript is spliced from 14 exons. NCBI's taxonomy places the organism in Eukaryota, Metazoa, Chordata, Mammalia, Dermoptera, Cynocephalidae. Bases 1 to 1572 code for a protein of 523 amino acids. Gene Ontology annotation, biological process: regulation of transcription by RNA polymerase II. Gene Ontology annotation, molecular function: RNA polymerase II cis-regulatory region sequence-specific DNA binding; DNA-binding transcription activator activity, RNA polymerase II-specific.